GAAGAACCUGGCAAUUCUUGCAGAGACCAACCUUGUUGGUUAUCACAUUUCAUGUCGCAUCGCGUCUAGCCAUGUUUCUAUCCUACCCCGACUCCAGGAGAACUGGUGCGCCUCAUCUUCAAAGUCCCCUUGCCUUCCAGGCCUCCGGUCGGUCGCUGCCUCUAUCAAGUUGCCGCUGGCAGUGCUUGUCGAAAACUUGCACCUUCUCGGACCUAUCUAUGAACCUGAAGUCUUCUGGAGGACCUCGUAAAAGUCCUCGCCCUCUCGUCUGACACGACAACCCACCAUGGCAGGACUUCACAUCCUGCUUGCGCGAGUUCCGCUGAUAUCCGCCACCCACAGAGGCCCCGUGGUGAACUUGGUAGCAUGGAUCACGGUGACGACGAUGUGUCUGGCAGUUAUUACUGUCUUGAUCAGUAAAUUGGUUGUGUUGAGGAGACUGGCGUGGAACGACUCGAUCCUGAUCGCCGCAAUGGUGUUUUCCAUUGGAUUCACUAUCGCAAUCAACCAGCAAGUCAGCGGAGGAUUGGGGUCUGAGAUUUCGACCUUGACAGCUGACCAGUAUGAGAAAUUCCAAAAGGCUGGAUAUGCCUGGAACAUCCUCUACAUCACCAGCCUUUCCUUCGGCAAGGUCUCGACGUUGUCCUUGCUGCUUGCGUUGUCACCGAACAAAUCCUACCGUAUCCCAAUGCUGGCCACAGGCGGCUUGACGGCAGUGUGGGCGAUUGCAUCGAUCAUCGCCAGUGCAUUCCAAUGCUCGCUUCCCCACCCUUAUCUGAUCACCACAAGCAAAUGCUUCAGCCAGGAGGGCUUUUGGGACGCCGUGGGCGUCAUCGAUAUUCUGACUGACGUGGCACUGAUGGCUAUACCGAUAUGGCUUGUGCACAAUCUUCAACUACCUGUGAAGAAGAAAAUCGCCGUGUGUUUCGCCUUUUCCUUUCGGACACUUGCGAUCGCCUGCACGAUCUGGCGCAUUAGUGAAAUGCACCACUUCUUCGACCGCAGCGCCGACGUCACCUUCGAGAGCUGGCUUCCUACGAUCGCCACUUUACUGGAAGUCUUCUUCAGCGUCUUCUCGGCGUGCGUCCCGCAUCUGCGGCCAUUCAUGGAAUCCAUCCAGGCGGGCUAUCUUUCGGGCGUGAUUCAAGAAGGGGAUGGACGUUUCGGCUACGGCAACGACAGCUACUUGAUGGGCAAGAUGGCGCAAAGCAAGACCGGUUCAGCGAUCCGAAGUCAGGCUCUGAAGAGCGAGUUGCGGGGCGAGAGCCUCGAUCUCCCUCGUCAGGGAGCCACGAUCGGACACAUGAACGACUCGGCAGGCCACGGCAUUGGGCAAGCCCUCACGAGCAGCAACCGCAUCGUGGUGAACAAAGUUUCGGCAGGGAGGCCAGAGAAGGAGUUCAGCUCUGAGCGGCAUCGCAGUGAGAGCAUUACCUCGGAAGGAGGCCGGAGCCAUGGCAGCGACGGGAGCAAGGCCAUGAUCAUCAAGACAACCAAGGAAUGGAGCGUGAGUUAUCAGGACGCUUGAUCCGGGUCGAUCUCGCACGGGAUGUCCUUUGUCUUUUCUGUGCAGAGCGGGUUUUUCUGGGUACAUGGAUGCGUUGGGAUUGGGUAUGAGUGUAUGUACAUGCGUGCAUUGGUUGGCCGCAUGGACAAAGACACCUGAGAGGAUUUUGUACAUCUAGAUGUUGGAAUAUGAGGCAGUCAUGCGCGAGCAGACACGUCAGGCAGCAACAUCUCCUCCAUGUUCGCCUGUACAACCGAGACUUAUUGAGCGUGUUUCUUUGACA
Messenger RNA from Cladophialophora immunda, 1790 nucleotides. RefSeq lists its product as uncharacterized. Bases 287 to 1528 code for a protein of 413 amino acids. The record is from RefSeq and is a predicted model, not a curated record. The transcript is spliced from 2 exons. Lineage: Eukaryota; Fungi; Ascomycota; Eurotiomycetes; Chaetothyriales; Herpotrichiellaceae.